AUGACCGCGUGCACCCCCGCGGCGGGCACCUCAUUUCUCGGCGACGCCUCACGGCCAUCUCGCCCCUCGUCAGCCCUCCCUUCGGGAUCGGCUUCACCUUUCACACAAAUCUCCGUUCCGACUCCAGAGGGGACGGCCCGAAGUAAAGUCGCAUCUAUAGAGGACGUAGAGGACUCGGGAGGAUCCCGUAAGUUGCCCAUUACUUCCUCCCUUCCCCCUCUAGACCGAGUGCGCGAAAGUCUCCGCUCCUCGGUCUCUCCCCAUCCGGUCGCUCCCCUCAACUUCCCGCGGACGAUGCUCGUCCCGGGGAGUCUCGACGACGAUUCCUCCACGGGAGCUCAACCCUCGCACGACCUCAAGCCGUCAACUUUCGUCGAGUCGCCUCGACCUCGACCGGCCGACGGCAGCUCGCAGACGGCGUUACCACCCGGAUGGAGUGCCCGGCGGUCGCCUCCUAUCACUCCUUCCCCCGCGAAUUGGUUUUGCCCCGUGGAGGUCAACAACUCCGGAAUGCCUGUCUACGUUCCCCAACCGGUGGCCACGUCGACUCCUUGGAAGUCGAACGAUCCUUCCCAUAACUCGGCCCCGUCGAACCCUUCGGUCUCGGUGGACGAAGCUAUGCAAGCCGCUAAGGACGCAGUCGACAAGGUUCACCUCAAGGAUCUAAUGGAUGGGACGGGUAGAUUCAAGGUCCACCUUCGCAAGCCCGCGGAAGCUCAAGCUAUCUUCAACGACCUCAACGCGCGGGACGCUCUAGGAAACUUCAGCACUCUAUUCGAGGAAGCAAAC
Messenger RNA from Rhodofomes roseus, 789 nucleotides. RefSeq lists its product as uncharacterized. The transcript has a single exon. The annotation marks the transcript as partial. The record is from RefSeq and is a predicted model, not a curated record. NCBI's taxonomy places the organism in Eukaryota, Fungi, Basidiomycota, Agaricomycetes, Polyporales, Fomitopsidaceae.